AUGGCGAUGAUCUCUCUACGUUCUUCAAGCUCAUUGCAGCUCAUUUGUUCCUCUGUUUCUUCUAAACGAUCCUCUCUUUUACCAUAUACGUUUUCGUCUUCGAUUGUUUCUGUUCCUUUCUCCGGAUUGAAAUCCAAUCGCACUUCCGUUUCGCCGACCUUGAGACCUCGUGUGGUUUUCGCGAGAGCUAGCACUGAAACCACUGAUGCCGUCACUGAUUACAGGGAAGAUAUCGGCGAAAUCCUCGGCGAUGUCUCCAUUUUUACUGCUUCUGGCGAGCGCGUUCAAUUCAGUGAUCUCUGGGAUCAGAACGAUGGAGUUGCUGCUGUUGUGCUUUUGAGGCAUUUCGGAUGCGUUUGCUGUUGGGAGCUUGCUACAGCAUUGAGAGAGGCGAAACCUAGAUUUGAAGCGGCUGGAGUUAAGUUGGUGGCUGUUGGUGUUGGGACUCCUGAUAAGGCUCGUUUGCUUGCCACUAGGUUACCUUUUCCCAUGGAAUGCCUUUACGCUGAUCCUGAACGCAAGGCGUAUGAUGUUCUUGGUUUAUACUAUGGUUUAGGCCGCACUUUCUUCAACCCAGCUAGCGCUAAAGUCUUCUCAAGAUUUGACGAAUUACGAGCAGCUACAAAGAAUUACACCAUUGAAGCCACUCCUGAAGACAGAAGCAGUGUCUUGCAACAGGGAGGUACGUUUGUGUUCAGAGGCAAGAAACUAUUGUACGGUCGAAAAGACGAAGGAACUGGAGAUCAUCCAUCUCUAGAUGAUGUCAUCAAUGUCUGUUCCAAAGCCGCUGUUGCUUGA
Microthlaspi erraticum is the source of this 798-nucleotide messenger RNA. The record is from the annotation of a GenBank genome assembly. Lineage: Eukaryota; Viridiplantae; Streptophyta; Magnoliopsida; Brassicales; Brassicaceae.